UGGCCGCUGCCUGGUGUCCUCCGUCGCUGAGGAAGAUGCUCCACAAAAUGAACUGUCCCUCGUAAACUGAGCUCCCUUUUCUUGUGUCAUUCUGUGUGUUUCUGUGUGUGACAGUCAUCUAGCAUGGAGGAAGAACGGCUGAAGAAGCUGCGGGCCGGCCAGGAGAUGUUUGCGGAGAAGCGGAAGCGCCUUCAACGUCGCUCGGCUCAACAGAGGCCCGGCUUCUCCUCCCCGGCCAGCAACAGCAGCGGUGCGUCGUCCGUCGCCUCGCCACCCGCCGCGGCUGUUGGCGCCGCGUCGGACUGCUUGUCACCGCCGUCGCCCGCAGCUGCCUGUGGAGAGCAACACAGCCACGACAACCUCGCCUCCUGCGGGAGUCCAUCCUCUGUGCCACUUCCUUCAAGUGGUAGUUCAAGCUAUGAUAGCCGGCACUCAUCAAAUACCAGCCGAUCUAGCAUGGCCUCCGCACAAUCCCCGGAGAGUGUUUCCAGAAAGACAUCUUCGGGAGCUUUGACUGCAAAGAUUAAUAAUGGCCUGGAUUCAAGCUUCGACAUCAGCUUUUCUAGCAUAGAGGCUUGUGCAUCGCCCGAGAUAAUCAAGAAGGAAUCUGAACUCUCACCUGCACAUGCAGACACGUCUUUCAACGAAACACUCAGCAGGUACAAGAGAAAGAUGGGCGAUGUGAAGCGUCAGCUGAGCAAGCGUGAUGAGCUGAUCAGGCUACUGACCGGGCGGUUGGAGAAGACACGUCAGGAACAGGAGCGCGCACUGCGGGAAGCCUCUCAGCAGGAGCAUGCACUGACCCAGGAAGUGAGCCAGCUGAAGGGAGAGCUCCAGAUAUGCAUGGAACUGCUCGAGGCCCGAGGCGGAGACUCUAGCCUCAGGCAACAGCACCAGCAGAUGCUGAACGCAAGAAACGAAGCAGUGGAGGAACUGCAACAGAAAGUGGAGGCCCAGGAGCAGCAGAUUGCCAUGCUGCAGCAGAUACGCACUGACCUGCUUGGCCGACUGGCAGCUGCCGCUUCUCUAGGCCACGAGGAAGGCGCGAUUGUUACGAGCAAUGGCAGCCACCCUGACUACUUGGCAUCAGGGGAAUGCAAAGCUGCCAGUCCUUCGGCAGUCGGUUGUCGUGGGGAUUCCGUUGCACCGACUUUGGUGCCCGUCUCAGAGCUUCCCAAGCAGCAGUCACAGGGCGACACCACCUGCGAGCAUCUUCCGUCCCCAGAGCACACAGAAUGUGACGAGAGCCACUUCCUCAGUUGCAAACAGGUGGUCUGCAGCCACCUUUCUGACUGGAUGACGGCCCGCUUUCUCAGUGUAGAAAGCCACUCUGACAUUGAAGCGGUCUACAAUGAUCUCAAGUUGUUCGCCAUGCAGGGCCUCGAGUAUGCAGCUGCUUGCGAAGCUUACAGCAUCUCCAUACCUAGCCCAGCUGAUCUUCUAGAACAGGUGGCCACGUUGCACACCAAGGUAACGACCCUCGAAGAAGAUCUCAAGGCUCUGGAAGGGGAAAUGAUCAGAGCACGUGCCGAGAAUGACAACCUUCGUCGCAACUCAGUGGCGACAGAGGAGGAACUCAAGACGCUCCGGAAGGAGCGAAACGUGGCGUUAAACUCAAUUAAAGAGAGUGAGUAUCAGCGGGCCAAGGAAGAAGUGGAAGACGAAAGCUUGCUGGAGGUUUAUGAACUACAGACUGAAUGCAUUCGCCUCGAGCAAGAAAAGAAAGCCUUAGAGCAGCAGCGCACACGUCUCUUGUCGGGUGAGCAGUCGCCCUGCAUGUCGCCCAUCCCACCGACACUCUUGACGGCCGAGCGAGUGCGGCAUAACUCGGCCGUGCAGACGGACGAUUUGGAGGCUGCGAAAUCUGUCAUAGAAAGCAGCGGCGCUGCACUUGCGCAGGCUGUGGACAAGAGAUUAUCACUCGCUUCUUUGAGUGCAUCAACAGAGCUUGAUGACGAUGAAAACGAAAAGGGCGCAUACGAUGCAUUAGUUGCCGAGAACAUUCGUCUCACUGCAGAGAGGCAGCGGGCGGAGAGCGAUCUGGAAGUUUGCCGAGAGAGGUUACGCGGCGCGGAGGAGUUGAUAGAAAAACUGAAAGCGGAGCUCGAACAGGAGCACGGUAGCCUAGAGCAGCUCAUUGCCCAGACAGAAGAGAUGCUGAAAGCUACGACCAACGCUGAUCUAUCCAGUCGCGAUAGACGCGUCUUCCUGGAAAACCAAAGCUUGAGGUGCCGGGUGGCCCUCCUGAGCAGCCGCUUGCAACAGGAGCAGAGCUUUACGUCGGCACUCAGGCGACACGUCCAGUGUCUCGGCUCGAGGGACGAAGCUUUCCAAAAAACCGUCAAGGACUUGACCAACCGACUGCUGAGUAGCGGUGAGCGACUGCGGUCUUCCCUCGACAGGUGUCGUCAGCUGGAGCAUGCGCUUGCAAAAUCUGCAGCCAAAGCCAAACGGUUGGAGGCAGAGCUCGACCAGUUGAGAGAAAGCAUGAAGUCGUCGAGUGACAUGUCGUUAGAUUCGGUGAAAAUUGUCAGUAGGGAACACAGUGCCUCGAUGGAGGAGGGCAAACGCCAAGACGGAGCAAACGGGGAGGCAUCUGACGCUGGUUCCCGGAAAGGGAGCGGCGGGGAAGGAAGUGGGAUCGAUGAAGUGAAACCACUUUCCAUUCUCCACAUGCAGUUGGAGCUGGAAGAAAAACAGCUUCUGCUGUCAAACCAGGACCUGUGCAGCCGUGUCUCCCAGCAGCUGGAACUGUGUCGGCAGCGCGAAGAGCUGCACGCAGAAUAUGGCGAGCGACUCUCUGCUGUUCUGGCAGCCUUGAAGGACUCCUGCAGAAGAGAGUUGCUCUCUUUUCAAGAGUGUCUUGCACGCGAGUCCUCGCUUCAGCUGCUUCGGCUACGAGAAGCGCAUCAGGCCGAGAUUGCGGCACUGAAGCAGAGGCACGCAGAACAGGUAGAGCAGCUGCAAGCUAAGCUGCUGCCAGCCGACACAUUGACGCCAUCAGCUACGGACGACGAGGAUGCAGUUCUCGCAGAGUUGCGCCAGCGGCAGCAGGCAGAGUAUGAGCAGCUUCUGCCCAGCUUGGACCCAGAGCUGCAACUCAAGCUACAAGCUCUGGUGGCUCUGACACUGCGAAUACACCAAGUGGAGAACGAACGGGCUCUGUCCUCUGCACAGGAGCAUCUGGCUAGUGAGAAGCAGCGCUUGGGAGAAGCACUGACGGCCUGCAGCAAGGUGCAAAGGGAGGCUCUAGAAGCUCGGCUAGAGCAUGAGCAGAAGGCUGCUCUGAGGGACCAGUACCAGGCCCUGCUCGAUGACACAGGCAAAGGCCCCGGCACCUGCGUCCGCCCAGACAGCCCUGCCGCUGCUGGAGACGGCUCCGAGGCACUGAACUUCUCUCACGUCAGGAAGGAGCAGCUGCAAAGCUCGACGGAGGCACUCUUCGGCCUUCUGAAAGAGCGGCUAGAGAAGGACUUCUACACCGCCCUCAGUCGCCUAACUGAUGAAUGGAAGGCGAAGUAUGCCAACACUCCUGUUUCGGCAGCAACAGAAGAUUCACCUACAGCAGCUGGGGACGAUACUGAAGCAUUACUGCAUGAUCUCAGGAAGCAUCUGGACUCAGCGAAAGAGGCCGAGCAGCUGGUGCUAUCCUUCCAGCGACUGGGCCAGGAGCUAGGGAGUGGCUUGCACUCGCGGCUGGAGCACUUGCUUGCAGUAUACCGGGAGCUGCACAGUAAAAUGGACGCCGCUUCGGCUCUCGAGCGCUACCGGGGCCUAUGCGAGCAGCUGUGCUCAGGUGCCCAGGUCGACCCGGCCUCCCUGCAGCACCAACAAGACCUGCAGCUAAAAGCGCUAAGGGCAAGCCUCGAGGAGCAGCACUCUCAGGAGAAGACAGCUCUCCUCUCUGAGCAGGUGGUGCGCACCAAAGAACUGCUGAGCAAGCAUCGGGCAGAAGUGGAGCAGCUGGAGAGGACUGCCGAGGCCAGGCUGGUCGACGAGCGCAGACGACUGACAGAAGAGUUGGACGUCCUGCGUCGCAGUCUCUGGGAGAAGGAACAGGCCCUCAGCCAGGCUGCAGAUGAACAGCAUGCAAAGACUUCAAACGAAAUGGCAGCGCUCAUCGACAGGCACGCCGAGGAGGUCCGGAAACUCUCCUCCGCACUCGAGGAGGAGCAGAAGAAGACUGAAUCUCUUCAAUGUGCAUUGGAUUCUCUAAAGAAGGAAAGGGAAGAGAUUGUAGAGGCUGCAGAGAGCAUCGGGAGCGCCAGCUCAGACUCGGCACUCGACCCGAGCACGGCAAUUCGACGACUUGCAGAAGAGAAUGCGGCGCUGCGACGGGAGGCUGAGUCCGCGCAAGCUGAGUACGAGAAGCUGCUGUCUGAGGAGAAGGCAAGGCUGGAAGACGAAGGGGAGGCUGUCCGCACCGAGUAUAAGUUCAUGCUGCGGAAUCUCGAGGAGAAGCUGCGGGAGACCGAGGCCGAGCACAGGAGGCGUGUAGAAGAACUGCUUGCAAGCCAGGAACAGUAUCAGGAAGAGGUGAAGUUGAAAGAGGAAGAGCUGCUUCUACUGAAGCACGAAGUGGAGCAGUACGCAGACACGCUCGGCUCCCAGAGACUCGAGUACGACCAGGAGUUGGAGAACAUCGAGAGAAAGCUGGAGGUCAAGCAUGCCGCAGAGAUAGAGGCUUUGAAGUCGGAGCACAGGGCCAACAUUGAGGUGCUGAGAGAGAGUCUGCAACAAGAGCUGCACGACGUCAAGGCCGGCUACGAGGAAGAGCAGCGGAAGCUGCGCAGGAGCCUUGAGACCGAGCACAACUUGGUGGCCAACUCGCAGAAGGCACAGUUCGAGCUGGCGCUGGAGGCCCUGAAGAAGGCACAUAAAGCACAGAUUGAGAAGCUGGAGGAACAGCACGCGAAUGUCGUGAAACAACUGGCCAACGAAAGAGCGCAGCUGGAGCAAGGCAUGGCUGAGGAGAAGACGUCUGCCAUCCAGGAAAUGAAAAGCAAACUAGAGGCUCACUACGCAGAGAUUGUGGACACCGCCAGGGUAGAGUGUGCUGCAAGAGUCAAGCAGCUGCAAACUGAAUUGGCAAAAACAGAGCAGCAGCUGAGCUCCUUGCGUCAACGGCACGAGAAGGACCCAUCAAUAGAGGAAGAAGUGGUUGCUGCGACAACCAAUCUGUCUUCGGCAGAGAAGCCUGUGAUGGCUGGGUCACUCGAUAGUUUAGAUGGGAAGCUUCCUGAAGGAAAAUCCGAGGAAAGAACCACGCAGGAAGCCGUUAAGUCAAAACAUCGCCCUGCCACUUCUGUUGCAGAAAAUAGGGACGCCUCGGCGGAGUGGUCGGACAUUUCCGUAGAGGACAUCCUGUACGAGCGGUCGGAACUGAUGAAGCAGCUGAGGAGCCUCAGCGUCACUGUUGACAAGCUGCAGGCAGAAAAAGAAGACUUGCAGGAGCAGCUUCGGAAAGCAAAUGAUGAGCUCACGUCUAAGGAAAUCAGGGCCACUUCACGAUCACCCAGUAAGGCCCUGCUUCUCAGAAUGGAGUGGCUCGCAGGCUCAGGGCUGACAGCCAAUGAGAUUCAGUCUUGGCAGCUGCACACAGCACAGACAAAUACGCGUCUGUUGAAUGUGCUGUCUGAUCUCGUAAAGACUUACGUGGAUACCGAGCAGGAGAUCCAGGAUGCUCUCGGUCAGCUGGGGCUGUCACGCGUCGAUUCACCGGCCUCCAACACGGCUGCUGACGAAGACUACUCUAGCCUUGGGGGUAUGAGCUGCCAAACCCAAGGCUCAAAGGAAGACUUUGCCGAUGGCUUCCUCUCUGAGCUCUGCGAGGAUGGACCUGACCUAACACCGCGAACGUGGGAUAUGUUUGCCUCAGCCAUUGGAAUGCAGGACACCUCGGAGAUGGAGGGCGAGGAUGUUGUCCUUGGGGCAAGUCGCCGACUGCGCACGGCUGUAGACCGGGUGCUGCGACUGCUAGCAGAGGUCUCGGAGCACCGCGGGGAAGACUUCCGAAGCCUGGUGCAACGUAACCGAGAUUUGUGCCAGGAGUUGCGCCAGGAAAGCCAGCUGCACAACCAGCUGGCACUGGACCUCCUCCACGCUCAAGAGCGAGGGCGUGCCCUGGAGCACGAGAAGCAGCACCUCGAGGACAUGGUGUCUCAGCUAGAAGAGCAGCAAACAGAGCUGCAGCGUGAGGUGCGGAGCCUGCGGGCGCAAGCUCAGCGCCUUGAGGACGCUCGGGAAUCACUCGGGGAACAGCGCCAGCUGCUAGAGGAGCAACGCCGCAUGCUGCGCGAGGGGCUGCACGAGCCUCAGAUCACACCAUGCCCAACUUCCACAUCUGAGCAAGCACCGACUGAAGCGCCUGAAGGGCUGCUGGAAGAGCACGAGAGGCUAAGCGAGGAGAAGCGGCGCCUGCAGCGCAGCCAGGACCAGGAGCGAGACGUCCUUGCAGCUCGCCUCGCAGAACUGGAAGCAGCCCUCGAGGAAGCCUCGACACAGCGUGAGGAGCUUCUGGAGACUCGGCGCCUCGAGGUGGCAGACCUGCAGGCGCAGAUCGACGCCAUGGACAAGCAGCUGCUGUCACACAAAAAGUUCAUUGAGGAGCAGACACACGAGCGGGAACAGGAGCGAGAGGACUUUGCCCAAGAACUGGCCAAGAUGCAGGAAGCCCUCAAAGACAAAGAGAAGAUUCAGAACUGCGAGCAACGCCUCUCAAAGGAGAUUGAGUCCCUGGAACAACAACUGCGGAUGCGAGUAGAGGAUCACGGACUGGUGCAGCGAAAGCGUGACCAGCUGGAGGCCGAAGUUCGCUCUCGAGACGACAAGAUACAUGACCUUCGGGACAUCAUUCGUGACCUUGAAGCCGACCUGUCUAACAAGUCGCACACUGUCCACGAACUCACACUGAAGGUGUCCCACCUGGAGGAGGCCUUGGCAGAGGCCCGUCGAGGUGAACAGGAGGCCUUGCUCGAGCUGGAGAAGACACGGGGAGGCACCCAGAGCAACGCAUCAGCCGACAUGGCCAGACGCGUGCGACAGCUGGAGGAGCAACUGGAGUCUCGCACCCAGGAGCUCGAAAAAAUGGUCCAGAUGGGAUCCUUACUGCAAGAGUUCAGGGCGCAGGUGCGCUCUCUGGAGGAGAAAGUGGAGAGCCGCAUUCGGCAGGUGCAGGACGCGCACGGCUCUCUGCGGCAACUGGUGCAGGCACUGAGCCCGGUGGGGGGAUCCCGCGAGGGAGCCCUGUCGGGCACCAGCGAAGACUCCUCGUCGCUGUCAGCCGCGGGCGUGCAGACACUGUCGGUCGACGACAUACGGGACGGCCUGUCACCCAGUGCCCUGCAGUGGGACGAGCUGCGUGGCCUAGAGGAGAAAGUGGAUGCCCUGGUGGCAGCCGUGGGCGACAGCUUCCAGGAGAAUGCCCAGCUCCGCAAGGCCCUCAAGUCCACCAGAAAAGAAAAGGAGGAGCUUGAGCGUGAGAAGCGUGCUCUCCAGGAGCUGAAUCAGCAGCAGCUGCUGCAAGUGUCUGCGCUGAAGGCGCACGUAGAGGACGCCCGGCUGGGACUGUCCCCAGCGGGCACCCAGGGUGGAGGGCCCGUGGGCCAGCAGCUGCGGCAGCUCAGGAAGGACCUGCUGCGUGAGAAAGAGGCUCGCGAGGCCGCCGAGCACAAGUUGCAGCUGAGCACGGAGCAGGUGAACAGCCUUCGCGGCCAGAUGAACCGCCAGCGUGAGCUAGCCGCCAAGCAGCGAGAACGACUCAGGCCGUCGCAGCACGUCGGCACGCUCACCCGAGACCUCGAGGCCAACCGCUCCCCUCCUACCCCGCACUUUGCAAAGUUGCAGAGGCUGAAAUACACACGAGGAACCAUGACCGAUCUGAACCUGCAGCGGCUACUGGAAUUGGAGGCUGCCCAGCGUAGAGCUCAGUCCUUGGAGCUUACAGUUGAGCUGGAGGCAGCAUGCAGCGACAAGGACGGGCCUGUAGCAGAAGCAGCAGAGACAGACAUGUUACCCAUGCAAAAGCAGAACAUCGCUGAAUUGCAAGCACUGCUGCAGGAGCGAGAUGAAGAAAUUGAAGCCCUCCACCAGGCUGUGGACGUGCAGGUUUCCCCACUGCGUGAAAAGCUGCGCUCACUGGAGGAAGAGAUGGUGAGUCGGGAGCGUGUCGAUAGUGAGCAGCGGGAGUGCCUGAAGCAGGAGUUGGCCCGUGCACGGGAGGCACACGAAGCGAGUUCCAGGCGGCUUCAGCUGCGGCUGCACGAAGUCCAGCAACUCCACGCCAAAGCUCAGGAGGCACUCCAAUCGGAGGUGCUCGCACUAAGAGAUGACCUGUCGCGAAGCGUGCCUAAGGACGAGGCUGCAGCCACUCUGAACAAGGCAGUGUCGGCCGAGCGGGAGCAGCAGCAGAGCAAGCACCAUGAGGAGAUCCGGCUGUUGGAAGAGACGUGGAGAGGACGCUUGGAAGCCGAGCGCAAGCGGCUGGAGCAGGAGCAUGCUCAGCGCAUCGCCGACCUGGAGCGCCAGUGCCAGCUUAACGCGCGCAUGCGCACCUGGAACCGCACUGACCUGGAGAAAGAGAUGGCCUCUUACCUUGAGCAGGAAACAGCUGCACUGGACGCACAGCACCAGCACACAUUGGAGGCACUUAGACAACAGUACGAACAGGAGAAGCAGCAGAUAAGGCAGGCACUCACAAGGGAGCACGCAGAACAGAUGGCCAAGCUCAGAGAGACGGUUGAAGCCGAAAAGGCGGCACUUCAGCAAGAGCGGCACGAUGUGCAGGUGCAGUCGUCGUCAGUCCAUAACACGUGGCAACAGGUGGCAAGCAGGAAUGGCAGUGACAGCAGUAUGCCAGGUGGCAGCAGUGGCCAGGCUGCUCAAAUGUUGACUCAGGAAGACAUCCGUAGCUUGGUCAACCGUCGUGUCGUCGAAGAAGUGACCAGGCUGUGCAAGAUGCAUGAAGCAGAGGUGGCCGAGCUGAAGAAAACCAUGAAAAGACAGUGGAGCAGUGAGCAACAGGUUGGGACAUCAGCCACAGAAUUCUCCACCAUGAAGGAGGCAAGUUCCCCGUUGAAGGCGAAAGAGGUGCAACGCUUACAGCAAGAACACCGGGCAGAGGUAGAGCGCCUGCGAGCUGAGAUGGCCAGAAUGCUGCAAGAGAAGGAAGAGAUGCUGACGGCACGCUCCGACCAGCGCCUGCUGUCCACGGAGGCAAGCUUCCAGCAUGAGCUGGAUGAGCUUUUGGACGCCUUGCGAAGAGCUCAGGCAGAUGCGCUGCAGCAAGACGCCACCCACAGGGAGCAGCUGCGGAGGACCGAGGCUACCUUUCGAGCGCAGCUAGAGACUGAGAAGGGGCAUAUUGCUCUGCAACACGAGCAGCUUGUGUGGCGGCUCAGGGAGGAACACUCGCAGCAGCUGCAGACCCUCCGCGCAGAGCAGCUGAAGGAGGUGGAGGCCCUCCGACUGGAGCUAGACCGUGUCAAGCUGAAGCUGCGUGCUCACAAGAUGGCUGCCAUUCUGCGCUCUCGUGGCAGCACACCGCCCUCAGAAAACGGAAGCACCGCUUCAAGCAUGGCUUCGAGCUUAGCUUCGACCGGCACGCUAGAGGAAGGCAACUCUCAGGACUCCACGCUGCCGCCAGCUCUUCGUAACCUGCUGGCAAAAAUAUAUCGCGAGGGCCUGCAUGUGCUGUCCUUGACAGAACGGCAGUUGCUGCAGCGACACUUCACACCAUCACCCGAGCACAGUGGAAACACAACAGCAGCGUCCGACCACUCUACAGCCACUGUCAUAGCAGUUUCUCCAGCUGUAGCGGAAGACGUUCAGAAGUUGCAGCAGGCGCUGAAGGAGGAGGGCCUGGCUCACAAGAAGGCACUCGAUGAACUCCAGGAACAAAUGGACCGUUCCCGAGAUCAGCAUGACCAGAAGGAGCUGAAACUCAAGGCCAAAGUGGAUACACUGGAAGGUCAGCUUCGGCAGGAGCGGUCACGGGCAGAAGAGCUCAAGCAGCGGCUAGACGCAGAGCAGGCCAAGACACUAGAUCUGCUGACACAGCUCAAUGUUCAGCGGUCCUCAGGUCUGGAACUGGAGAUGGCACUGGCCAACUGCCGGUCUGACCUUGCCGAUGCUAAUCGCCAGAUACUCGCCCUCAAGCAGGAAGUCCUCCACUGCAAGAGCUCCCUGGAGGUUGAGAAACUUCAUGCGCAGAACAUGUUGAAUGCAGUCAAUGCCGAGCGGGCUCAUUUCAACCAGCUUCAGGCCACCUUGGAGCUGGAGCGACGGCGUGGAGCCAGGACUCACGAGCAGGAUCUACAGCUUAUACAAGAGCUCAGAGCGGUACCCUCACCCCUUUCAUCCACACUGGCACGGCAGGCACAGUUGAGCGACAUUGAAAAGAUGCGUGGAGGUGCUCCAUCAAGCACAACUCGUCUGGACAACUCUCUGCUUGGUGAGGCAGAUAACAGCGGCAGUCACAGUGGUGGACACUACCUGUGCGCGCGGGAGAAGCUGUCAUUGAGCCAAUCUCUGCUGAAAGCGGAGGAGGAGAUAUCGCGACUGAGGCAGCUCACCCUUAGCCAGGAUCUGCUGCUUGGCCAGACAACAGCAGAUGGCAACCCGUCGCCUGCUAUCUGUCGUCUGCUACACAAGCUGUACUGGAAGUACCGUAAGGCAGACAGUUGGCGCAAGGGCCUUGUAUACCAGAAGCAGUACCUACUCGGCUUGCUUCAGGGCUUCCAGGCAACCGAAGAUGUGGCAUUACGGAUGCUGUCCACUACCCGACGUCGACCCCCUCCUUCACCCCCGCCUUUGCAUCACAUAGACGGAAUAGGGACAUCUAGUGACGAUGAUGGACGUCCCAGGCAGCAGGGCUUCCGCCUGCACUUGGCCGACUCCUCUGGGGGUCGUCACUUCCAGCACUUGCUGACCUACCAAUCACGGGGUCGCCAAGAUUCAGUGGAUGAAGCUCCGCUUCCUUCGGGAUCGUCGUCCCACUCGUCGGCUGAUGGCUCUUCAGGCAUAGCAUCAUCACCACCCAUGCCUGCACGGUUUCGAUUCAGGUCAGCAGUGCAAGCCGUGAUAGCACUGCACCGCAUGCAGCACUUGGUGCACAAGUGGCGGUUGGCUGCGUGUGUGCCACCAGCACCUGUACUUUUGCACAAGGUGGAGUUGGCGGUGCGGACAGUUCCACACGGUGGUGCAUGGAGGCUAGGAGCUUCAAACUGUGAGGGCUUCUCUAUGACCACUGCACAGUCAUCGCAGUCGUCACUGGUCUCACCCAACACAAGCCAAGCAUCGGCAGCAACAGUACUGAGCCACAGGUUGCCACAGUCACCAUCACCCAGAACCCCAUCGCGGCCUUCCCCGAGCCAACCUGCCAGUAUGCGAGAAUUCGUGGAGAGGCUGGACAGUUUACACAAGCAGUUCGGCUUGAGAGACGACCAGCACUGCUGACACACCGCCGUUGGGUGGGAGGGGCUGACUGCAGGGCUGAACAGUGCGCGCUGGAGUUUGGAGCAGAAACACGCUGACGCACAGACAGAGGACUGAAUAGCUCUUCAGAAAAGCUGCUCUUUGGGACCGUGUAGAUAAAUGACUUGUUCACAGUAGUUUUUGCGUUGCUGUUCUCGAGAGACUGCUAUGUUUUCUACUUUUUUGGCCAAGAAGAGGAGUACUGUAUGCAAGCUGUGGGGAAAGGUUUAUUUUCACUUGCACAGACACCCUCUGGCGUAGGCAUGCUCAGCACUCUUUCUAGUCUUGACUGAGUGGAGGGAAAGUUAAGAAAAAGAAUCAUUUUGUGGUAAAGCCUCCUAAUACAAUGUUUUAUUGCAUGUGUUGUUCUGCAGUUGCAUUGGCCUAACAGUUUUUCACACGCAGCAACUAUAAUCUUGAACUUAUGGGUAAAUUAAGUAUGUGUUGUGGCUAUAUUAUUUUAGUACAUAUACUGUAGGUUUUAUUAAAGCGAGAGACGUUCUGCUGAAAUUUGAGGUAAUUCUUUCAGACCCUUCAUGCAGAUCAGCUUAUAUGGUACACUAUUACCUGUUUUGUCUACUCCUGUUUUAAUUUUCACAGUACAACGUGCAAUGCAUUGCUUUUAUGUGUAGUCCUAAUGUCUGUCUGUUUGUUUGUCUACGUUACUUAAUCUACGUGUGGAUGGCACAAUACCUAGAGGAAAUCGGGGAGGCUCAAAUUUUUUUACCCUCUGCCAAAUAUAGUCGGUGCCACUAAACAGGGUGGGCUUUUUUUGCCCUCAUCAACCCGAGUUUUUUAUUUUCUACGCACAUCAUAUUGUGACUAGUUGCCAAAAACAAGAAGAGGAGAACCUCCGAAAUCUGUGCCUUUUUCUCCUCAAGAGUGCUCGACAGUGCUUCAGGGUGUAGCUUCAGGAUGGUGUUGUAGGUUUUAGAAUUUCUCAUAGCUUUUUUGAGCCUGCCUUGGUUUUGUAUUACAUGGUUUUGGCUGAGAACUCUACACAUUGUACAUAAAAAUGUAUAUUUUACAACCAGCAAUUUUAAGUCUCUAGUGGUAUUGUCAUGGUGCUGUAUGAAGACACACUUCUGGCAGGGGCUGAUGCCUUUUCGAAUAAAAAUGUACAUACCUGUUCUCAGAAAUGAA
Molecule: messenger RNA, 12615 nt
Organism: Rhipicephalus microplus (southern cattle tick)
Lineage: Eukaryota; Metazoa; Arthropoda; Arachnida; Ixodida; Ixodidae
Biological process (GO): signal transduction
Molecular function (GO): molecular adaptor activity
Source: RefSeq, a predicted model, not a curated record